CGUAUACAGUUCUUUGGCCAGAGGCUAUACAGUUGGAUGGUCUGGGUGACCGAGGCUAGCUUUUGCAUUAAAAAUAGAAAAUAAAUAGAGCAAGCAUAGAAAAUAACGGAAUACAUCGAACAGAUCAAAAUAGUUAUCUAGGAUUCUGCAAAGAUUUACAGUAAUAAAAGUAACCAUGGCUGAGAAAGAUGACCCAGCAGAUGAAGAACAAGACAUGUUAGACGAGGGUAAAUAUGGUAAAAGAAGAGACUAUGAUCCAUCAUUUAAUGGUCCCAUUCAAAACAGAUCAUGUACAGAUAUAAUAUGUUGUAUUAUAUUCAUUAUCUUCAUUAUUGGCAUGAUAGCAUGCUCAAUAUUUGCAUAUUCUCGUGGAGAUCCAUAUCGAUUGAUUCACCCAACUGAUUCUCAAGGUAGAAUAUGUGGAAGGGGUGAAUUACAGAAUAAACCGAACCUGUUUUUCUUUGAUUUAUUACAAUGUGCCAAAUUAGGAAUUGCUGUUGUUGCUGGCUGUCCCACUCCACAGGUGUGUGUAGAAAAUUGCCCUAGUAGUAAUUAUGUUUACCGAGAAGCAGAACUAGAUGACAAGAAGAGGAAAAUGGCUAUUUGUGAUUAUGGUAUUGAUCCAACAAAGGGUUCGUAUGAGGAUUAUAAGAACUUGGUGAAGACAGAGAAAUGUGCUGCUUAUCACAUAAAUUCUACCAACAUAUUUGGUCGUUGUAUACCGUCAGUAUUUGGUCAACUACUAAAUCAAACAACAGCAAUUGUAUCAGAUAGUGGUGAAUCGACAGAGAAUAAAGAUGGAGAAUCAGUUACAGGAGUUAACUUACGAGAUGGAGUCAAACAUCUAGCCAAUUUUUAUAAAGUUAAACAAUACGGAGAAAGAGUGUUUGAAGAUAUCACAGCAUCAUGGUACACAAUAUUGAUUGGAUUUUUUGUAGCGAUGGUGGUGUCAUUAUUAUGGACGUUUUUAUUACGGUGGAUAGUUGGUGUUGUGGUCUGGUUUACAAUGAUUGCAUUUCUUGGAAUCUUCGGCUUUGGAACAUACUACAGUUAUAGAAGAUAUUAUGACUUGAAGAAUCAGAAUUUUACAGAGGAAUUUAGUGUCAGAGAAGCUUUUAGUUUUGAUAUUGACUACUAUCUUUCUCUUCAAAAAACAUGGCUUGCAUUUGGUUGUACGUCGGCUACAGUUUUGAUCAUAUUUAUUUUAGUUUUGAUUUUCUUGGCUAAGAGAAUUUGUAUUGCUAUUGAAUUGAUUAAAGAAGGCAGCAAGGCUAUCGGACAAAUGAUGUUCACAUUGUUAUGGCCUAUAACUCCAUUUCUGCUCCAAAUACUUGUCUUUAUCUACUGGGGAUCAAGUGCCAUGUAUAUUGCAUCUAUGGGACCAGCAGAAUAUGUUGUUAAUGAAACUCAAACACAGGAAGGUGUUGAUUUUGUUUUACAAAAAUUGCCUUGCCAAGCUUCUCAAAACGAUACGAGUGGUAAACUAUGUCAUUUUGUGAAAUAUGGAGGAGAUGAGUAUUCAAUAUAUAUGCAGGCAUAUAUGUUAUUUAUGUUUUUCUGGUUAAUGAACUUUGUUGUGGCCCUGGGAGAAAUGGUUUUAGCUGGUGCCUUUGCUUCAUAUUAUUGGGCCUUUGACAAACCAAAAGAUAUUCCUUCAUACCCUCUGUUCAAUUCCUUGUACAGAGCCAUCAGAUUUCAUACAGGAUCGUUAGCAUUUGGAGCUCUGCUAGUGGCUAUUGUACAGAUGAUACGAGUUGUAUUAGAAUAUAUUGAUCAGAAACUUAAAAAUGCUGAAAAUAAGUGUGCUCAAUAUUGUAUGAAAUGUAUGAAGUGUUGUUUCUGGUGUUUAGAGAAAAUUCUUCGAUUUAUCAACAAGAAUGCUUACAUUAUGAUUGCAGUGUAUGGUCGUAAUUUCUGUACAGCAGCUAAAGAUGGCUUCUUCCUUAUAAUGAGAAACAUCGUCAGGACUGUGGUAUUAGAUAAUGUAACAGAUUUCAUUUUGUUUAUCAGUAAACUUAUGAUUACAUGUGCUAUCGGUAUUGCUGCUUAUUUCUUCUAUCAAGCUAAAAUACCUGUUUUAUCCAGUACUGUGCCUUCCUUAAACUAUUACCUCACUCCAGUUAUUAUAUUGGUUGUUGGAUCAUAUCUUAUUACCUGUUCAUUCUUUGAUGUGUAUAAUAUGGCUGUCGAUACACUAUUCCUUUGUUUCUUGGAAGAUAUUGAAAGAAAUGAUGGAUCAGCAGACAAACCUUACUUCAUGAGUAAAGGGUUACAGAAAAUACUUCGCAAAUCUAACAAAAUGAAUUAACAUUCAAUAAAAACAACAUAAAGUAGAAAACAGAGUUCUGUACCAAACUUAAUAAAGAUAACUGUUAAAUGGCCAGUAUUCUAUAGAAAAUUUUGUGACAAUUCUAAUUAUGCUUUGAUGUUAACAAAAUUAUAUUAAAAUAUAAACAAUUUUUCUAUAUUAAGAAAUUUAAGACCUGGCACAUAAUGUCCACAUCUUAAAUCCAUUUGCUAUUUUAUACAUAAGUUUUAGUAUUGUACAAUUAUGGUUGACAAUUUGUAUUCAAGCUGUAGGAAACAAUGCACAGAUAACCACACUUUUUAAAAGUUAACCUUAAUUUAUGUUAACCUAUAAAAUCUUUUAACAUACUCGCAUGAGAAACAACUUAUCAGAAAAGCACAAAAUUUAAGAUAAUUGCAUAUAUAAAUAAACAAUGUAAAGGCCUUUUAACAAAUAAGUUAAAUUUAUGCAUAACUGGGUGUUGAGGUUUUAUUUUUGACCUGGGUGUCUUAUACAGCCAGAAACUGUAACAUACUAUAAAGUUUGUAAACAGACUCAAACUCUUUAUGCUUUUAAAUUGCACUGUUAAGAUACUAAGUGAAAAUUAAGCUAUACAAUCAAUGAAAUAAAUAAAAGAAAAAGUGUUUCAAUUGAUAUUUAGUUUAACUGCGGGGUUUUUUUCUAAAUUUACUUAUUCCCAGCUCUCGACAUCUUCCAUUUAGGAAUUUAAAAAUAUUCUUGUCUUACAAUCAAAAUGACUACUAGUAUUAUUUUCUAGACAAUGGAUUUUUAUGGACAGAAGUAUUUUAAAGAAUCUCUUUAUUAUUGUGAUGAAAUAUAUUUUUUUUUUUAAUACUCCAAAUAAAUUUUUUAAAUUGAUUUAGAAUUUACAAGUGUUUCAUUACAGUGGUUGAUGACUCGGCUUCUGUUUACAAGAUUUAUCUUUUUCUUGAUCAAAGUCUCUUGUUAUAUUCCAAUCUUUGAUUAAAAGAAUAUUCCAAGUCGAAUGAGUUUAAAGAUGGGGGGGGGGGGGCUAUUGAAACCAGGUCCGUCUUUUUUCCCUAUACUCUAUAACACACAUCAAUAUAUUAUAGUUGUUGUGCCUGUUGCUGAUUAGACAUUUCUCCAUUGAAUUAUUUGACAUGGCUUUUGUGCAAGGACGUAAGAUGUUCAUGACCAAGUCAUUUUGUUACUAAGUGUGUAACAUCACCAAUAAAAUAUUUACAAAACUGUGCAAGUCAGAUUAAAACAAAAGCUAAGUCAUCUUAUUACUGUUAGCUGUAUUGAGUCAUUUGUAAAAAUUGUUAUAAUUUAUUUACAUAAUGUAUUGAUCAAUAUUAAUCAGUGAAUUGAUAGUCAGAUUUUUAUUCUUAUUACUCAAUAUUGAGAUUAGUCAGUUUUUAGUAUAUUCUUAUUAAGAAAUAUAGAUGUGGGCCUAAUUAUACUAAUUACUAUUAAGCCUCAUCAUACUGAUAAAGAUAAUUUUGGAUGCAAAAAUUAUAGUUUAAUUUCAUAUCUUAUUACUCAAUAUUGAGAUUAUCAGAAAUUAUAAUUAUAAGAAAUAAAUAUAUGUGCCUAAUUAUACUAAUUACCAUUAAGCCUCAUUUUGGAUGCAAAAAUCAUAGUUUAAUUUCUUACCUUAUUACGAUUAUUCAGUUUUUAGUAUAUACUUAUUAAGAAAUAUAUAUGAGCCUAAUUAUACUAACAUAAAGAUCAUUUUGAAUGCAAAAAUGAUAGUUUAAUUGCUUAUGGAAUACAUCUUUAACAUCACACAUUAUUUUAUAUAUUUUCAGUAAUUUUCUUCUGUCUUCUUUUGAAUAGUUAUGCAGAUCUAUAUAUUUGUAUCUUAAAUAGAUGAAAGCAAAGAAAAUGUAUUUUUAUUCAAUUGCUUCAGAUUAUUCUUAUACCAUGUUUUGAUAUAUUUGUUUUUCUUCCUUCUGUAUAUUAAAUAUAUAUACUCUUGCUAUGAUAUAUUUUUUUUAAUAUUGAUGCUCAGAACAUUUUGUCAUCGUUUAUGUGUCUUUCCUAUAUUUUUUCAAAUUUAUUCAUAUCGUAAUAUGAAAUUUGCAUGAGAUAAGUAAAGAAUUGUUUUUACAAAUACGGUAUACUUUAUUUAUUUUUUAACCUUCAAUAAGGUAUUGAAAUACAUAUAUAUGUGUAUAUAUUUAUAUAUAAUAUAUAACCUCAGUCUUGCCCUUAAAUAAAAAGUUUUAGAAAUAAUUGUCAGUUUUUGUUGAAAUUUAUUUUUUAAUAUUUAUGUAUUUGAGUUGUAAUGUGAACUUUAAAUCCUCUAAAACUAGUAAUUAAUGUGUCAUGAAAUUAAUUCUUAUUUAAUUGUUAAAAAUAAGAAAUGCAAAAGGAAAUAGAUUUAGAAAGACUUGUGGUGGGUGAGAUUAACACCUUAAUUUCUUAUGUUAUAGUAGUGGCCUAGUGGGAGUAAAUCAUUUUUACUAAAUCUUAAAAUGCUUAUGGGUUUGUUUGAUUGAAGCAAUUCCAACCAAAUCUAAAUCUGGGUUCCUUUUUAAUUUAAUUUCUACUCAAAUCAAAUCACUGACUCUUCAUGUAAUAUGAUUGUAGUGUAUUGAGUUAAACUCGGAAAUAAAAAAUACAAGAAUUCUUGAAUGUAAAUAUACUUAUCAAAAAAAUGAACCUUUUUUCAGACUGCAUGAAAUUAUUUAGAUGUUGAUGGGUGUGUGUUCUUUUGUCUGGCAACCUAUAUUAUCCUUUAAGAGCAUAAACGGUUUCAGAUUAUUUAUUGUAAAUUUAUAAAGUAUUGUGAACAAAAAAUUGGCUAUUGUUUUUGUAAAUAUAAUAAUUUGUAUUACAUUCCUAUUUCUAUUGUCUUGAAUAUUUGGAAUUUUAUUUUUUUAUUAAUGAAAGAAAUGAUCUUAUGCAACAAGGCAAAAUUUAAAGUACCCGACUAUUGUUGGUCCUUAGCAUAGCUUCCUAUUAAUUCCACUGCUGGUCUCAGUUGGAUAUUGUUAAAACUGUUAUAAAACUUGUUAACGUUUUAUACUAAAAAGUCCUAUAUACCUUUAUCAACUAUAUUUUGUUUUCUACAUGUAGUUAAGGAUUACUUUGUUAUUCAAAAUGUCAUAAGAUAUAGAUUUUUUAUUGACGGAGUGUUGCAGUUUGACAUUGUACCCAGUUUGACUGUGUACCGGUACCUUAUUUAAAGAUAAACUAAUAAUAAACAGUUGAGUUGUUGAAAGCUCUCUUACAGGGUGUUUCACAAUCUGAUUAAAACACAGAUCCUAUUUCAUUUUGUUUUUUAUUGUUCAAAAAUUUUGUAUUAUUUGUCUGUACUACACUAGGAUCUGGAAGAGUUGUUAUAUAGCCUGCAUUCUGGAUGAUGUGAGGGAUUCGGCAAUGUAAUGCUUUGCUACAGCGAGUUUUUGGGAUGAUGUGAACGGAAAUGUGGGUAACCCACAACAAACAACACUGAUUGGUUAAUCCAAUGUCUGACGUCAUAGAAUCAAAAGCCACUCGUAGGACAUCUUGCGCGACCUGCCUCUACUGCCGGUCAGAUCUCUAUGUAAUGGAGGAUAUCAAAAGUAUAGAAAAAACGAAUCGAAAUAUAGAUUUGUAUUUUCAUCAGAUUGGGUGUUUCAUUAAGACAACCAAGAAAACGUUAAGGCCUGUCAAUUCUCAUCUAUUAUAAAAUAUGUUACAUACAUGGAUGUAAAUGAUGCAAUGUCACGAGGUACCAACUAAAAUAGUGACACAGAUCAAACUCAGAGUUUUAAGUUUUGACUUCAAGUCAAAUGAUUUUUUGUAAUGUAUAUUUGAGUUAUAGGUGAAUUUUGGUUAGCUUUGGGGAUUUUUUUGCAAAAUAUUUUACUUCUUAUUACUAUAUUGAUAUACUAAUGUUGUGAAUGAACCUUAUUAUUGUAGUAAUGGCCAAUAUAUAAUCUGUUGAGUUUAUGUGUAAUAAAUAGAAUUCUACUGCCUUGAA
Molecule: messenger RNA, 6242 nt
Organism: Patella vulgata (common limpet)
Lineage: Eukaryota; Metazoa; Mollusca; Gastropoda; Patellidae
Product: choline transporter-like protein 2
Exons: 23
Coding region: 176-2308 (710 amino acids)
Biological process (GO): transmembrane transport
Cellular component (GO): membrane
Molecular function (GO): transmembrane transporter activity
Source: RefSeq, a predicted model, not a curated record